GACUUCACAGUGGACAUCUACUUCCGACAGUCGUGGAUCGACCCGCGACUGGCGUUUGACGACUGUGGGCCGAACGCGAGCCUGAGCGUCGGAGCGCAGAUGCUGUCGAAGCUGUGGGUGCCGGACACGUUCUUCGUGAACGAGAAGCACGCCUACUUUCACGACGCGACGACAAAGAACACGUUCCUGCGAAUCAGCGCCAACGGGCAAGUGUUCGUCAGCAUACGGCUAACACUCACGGCUAUGUGUAUGAUGGUCCUUAAGGAUUUUCCCAUGGACACGCAGAGAUGUUCUAUUCAGGUGGAGAGCUCCAUACUAUCCGACCGCACAAGCACGCGACAAUACGCGGCGCGUGACACACUGAGAGCCAACGAGGAAGUUGUCGUCGCCGUGACACAUUCACCCCAAGAUGGCCGGCGGCUGUACGACAGUUCAUUGAACGCGACACCAGCAAGACACAGGUCGCUGUCCCACCACUUGCAAGAGACAACGAACGUCGAUAGCCUUCAGUUGUGGUUUAGUCGUCACGAGACGUUGGUGAGAUUCGAUCACUAG
Priapulus caudatus is the source of this 555-nucleotide messenger RNA. Its product is annotated as gamma-aminobutyric acid receptor subunit beta-like. Lineage: Eukaryota; Metazoa; Priapulida; Priapulimorpha; Priapulimorphida; Priapulidae. Gene Ontology annotation, molecular function: extracellular ligand-gated monoatomic ion channel activity; neurotransmitter receptor activity; transmembrane signaling receptor activity. Gene Ontology annotation, biological process: chloride transmembrane transport; regulation of membrane potential; chemical synaptic transmission. The record is from RefSeq and is a predicted model, not a curated record. Gene Ontology annotation, cellular component: synapse; membrane; neuron projection. The transcript has 4 exons. The annotation marks the transcript as partial.